AUGAUUGAGCUCCUCCGACAGUAUGUCGAUGUGUUCGCAUGGUCCUAUGAUGACAUGCCGGGAUUAAGCACUAACAUUGUCUCGCAUCGACUACCCACCAAUCAUACCAGACUGCCGGUCAAGCAAAAACCAAGAAAGUUCAAACCUGAUUUAAGUCUGAGGAUAAAGGAAGAAGUGACCAAACAGAUAGAAGCAAAUGUGGUAAGGGUCACCAACUAUCCAAGUUGGUUGGCAAACAACGUCCCAGUACCUAAGAAAGACAGAAAUAUCAUAAUAUGUGUGGACUACCGAGAUCUCAAUAAAGAUAGUCCAAAGGAUGAUUUCUCUCUGCCAAAUAUCCACAUCCUCUUCGACAACUGUGCAAAGCAUGAACUGCAGUCAUUUGUGGAUUGUUUCACUAGAUACCAUCAAUUCUUAAUGCAUGAGGAUGAUGCAGAGAAGACGGCUUUCACCACACCUUGGGGAGUCUACUAUUAUAGAGUUAUGUCGUUCGGUCUCAAUAAUGUCGGUGCCACCUACAUAAGGGCCAUGACGACCCUCUUUCACAACAUGAUUCAUAAGGAGAUUGAAGUGUAUGUGGAUGACGUCAUCAUAAAGCCACGAAAGAGCUCGGAGCACUUGGACGACUUGAGGAAAUUUUUGAAUGCCUGCAAAGUCUUGGAUAACGCCUUCGGCUGUGUGGUUGGGAAGCAUGAUGAAACUGGGAGAAAGGAGCAGGCCAUUUACUACUUAAGCAAGAAGUUCACGCCAUGCGAGGCCAAGUAUACCCUGAUAGAACGCAUUUGUUGUGCCCUGACUUGGAUUGCUCAGAAGCUAAGGUAUUACAUGUUAGCGUACACCAUGCAUCUGAUAUCUCGGCUCGACCCUCUCAAGUACAUUUUUCAGAAGCCAAUGCCUACCGGAAAGCUAGCUAAAUUGCAAAUUCUCCUCAGCAAAUUUGACAUUGUGUACAUAACUCAUAAGGCUAUCAAAGUACAAGCUUUAGCUGACCACCUCGUGGAGAAUCUAGUGGAUGGGAAUUACAAACCUCUUACCACAUAUUUCCGAGAUGAAGAAGUACUAUUUGUCGGAGAAGAUAUUGCAGAAUCAUACACUAUGUGGAGAAUGUUUUUCGAUGGAGUAGCAAAUUUCAAAGGAGUCAAAAUUGGGGCAGUCCUGAUUUCGAAAUCUGCACAACACUAUCCAGCAUCGACAAAGAUAAGAUUCCCUUGUACCAAUAAUAUGGCUAAAUACAAAGCGUGCAUUCUCGAGAUCAAAAUGGCAGUCGACAUGAACAUCAAAGAACUUUUGGUCAUACGAGAUUUCGAUUUGCUAAUACACCAAGUCCAAGGAGAAUGGUCCUCCAAGAAUGUCAAGAUACUGCCAUACCUACACUGCGUGAAAGAGUUGUGCAAGAAGUUCACAAAGAUUGAGUUCAAGCACGUCCCCAGGAUUCAGAACGAGUUCGUCAUCGCCCUUGCAACCAUAUCGUCUAUGAUUCAACAUCCAGACAAGAACUGUAUCGACCCUAUCGAGGUAGAGAUCAGGGAUCGACAUGCCUAUUGCUUCUAUAUAGAUGAAGAACCCGAUGGUAAACCAUGGUAUCAUGACAUCAAGAGAUUCCUUGCGACUAGAGAGUACCCGUAG
This is a messenger RNA of Nicotiana tabacum (common tobacco), 1626 nucleotides long. RefSeq lists its product as uncharacterized. Lineage: Eukaryota; Viridiplantae; Streptophyta; Magnoliopsida; Solanales; Solanaceae. The record is from RefSeq and is a predicted model, not a curated record. Gene Ontology annotation, molecular function: nucleic acid binding; RNA-DNA hybrid ribonuclease activity.